Molecule: messenger RNA, 513 nt
Organism: Hydatigera taeniaeformis
Lineage: Eukaryota; Metazoa; Platyhelminthes; Cestoda; Cyclophyllidea; Taeniidae
Source: the annotation of a GenBank genome assembly
AUGAAGUCAUGUGUGAAUCCCUUUAUUCUGCCGGUGGCGACGCUCUGUUUUAAGCUGGCCGAGCACCGCGUGUCUCAACGAGACCGGUAUUUGGAGCGGCAGAGCGCAAAUGUUAGGGUCACUGGGAGGUCACGAAAGUUGGGUGGUGGACGGAAGGGGAGUAUGGAUGACUAUGUGACGGAUCUGCGUGCCUUCCUAACUGAUGUGCUGCGUCUUCUGAAGAAUUGUCUGAACCUCAUUGGGACAAUGGAGGAGGGGAUGGGUGAGGCGUAUGAGCGGAGUCAGGGUUUGCCGGGGUCGCGAUCCUCCUCGCCUGGUAGGGCGCCGUCCCUGAGGCCGUAUGCUGACCUGAAAUCGAGGGCGUUGCUGUUGCUCUGUCGGCUCUACUUGUCCACGCCGGCGGAGGACAUGGUGGCAUGUGCGUCUUUGGUGCUUAAGUCGGCGCCAGUUGGGCCGGAGAUGGUGAGCGUGAAUGUGGCAGAGUUUGCGACGGAGAGCGGUGUCACGGCGGAU